This is a messenger RNA of Polistes canadensis, 1032 nucleotides long. Its product is annotated as glycine-rich cell wall structural protein 2-like. The transcript is spliced from 4 exons. Lineage: Eukaryota; Metazoa; Arthropoda; Insecta; Hymenoptera; Vespidae. The record is from RefSeq and is a predicted model, not a curated record. Bases 43 to 1032 code for a protein of 329 amino acids.
AAGACGCGUCCGUACUCUGCGAAGAUAGAAGCCGGUUUCAUCAUGUGGAAGCAUCGAGUUAUCGGCCUUCUGGCCUCACUAGCAAUCCUAGUAUCUGUUCAUGCCGAAGAAUCAUUUCUUCCUUACGCGAAGAAGGUAAUUUAUCUUCGUGAAAAGAGAGGUGCUGGGUACGGUGGAGGUUCUGGUGCACACAGUUUAGCUAGCAGCUCUGCCAACGCGAAUGCAUUUGGGAAUGGUUUUGCAAGCUCAAGUGCACAAGCCAGUGCAAGUGCAGGUGCAGGUGGAGGUGCAAAAUCAUCAGCUAUAUCUAGUGCUAAUGCCAACGCUGGAGGAUAUGGUGGUGGAUUGGGAGGUGGCGGUGGUCACGGUGGCGGAUUAGGCGGUAGCGGUGGUCACGGUGGAGGAUUAGGAGGCGGUGGUUGUGGAAAUGCUGGUUGCGGAGGUGGAUACGGAAGUGGCAGCAGCGGAGGAGGUGGAUACGGAGGUGGCGGUAGCGGAGGUGGUGGUAGCGGAGGUGGUGGAUAUGGAGGUGGUGGCAGUGGAGGUGGUGGCAGCGGAGGUGGUGGAUAUGGAGGCGGCGGUAGCGGAGGUGGUGGAGGCCUUGGUGGAGGUCAUGGCGGAGGUGGAGGUCUUGGCGGAGGUGGAGGUCUAGGUGGAGGUCAUGGCGGAGGCCUUGGUGGAAGUCACGGUGGAGGUCUAGGUGGUGGCCUCGGUGGAGGUCACGGAGGAAGUGGUGGAGGUGCAUUCGGAGGUGGUAGUGGAGGCGCUAGUGCAAAUGCAAAUGCACAAGCUAGUGCCGGAAGUUCCGGUGGAGGCGGAGGCGGAGGUUGCGGCGGAGGCUGCGGUGAUGGUGGCUAUGGCGGUCAUAAUGGUCACGGCGUAGAUGUAUUCUCCCGUCUGGGUGACGUAAAUGAUGGAAUAAGUCAUAGUGGUGGCGUGGAUGGUGCAAAAGGUGUUUACAGUAGUAGUGCUGCAAAUAUUGAUUCGUCCGGUAAAGGAAGCUACAAAGUGUCUGCUGGAAAAAUCCCAUGA